AUGAGGCAGCUAUGGCACGUAGAAAUAAAACUUCCUUUAAGCUCAUUUUAUGGUCCCGUUUCAAUACGACGUUACGGUCUAUGGGGUCACGUUUGCAGUAAUGACUUCGAGGAUGAGGACGCGCUAGUCGUCUGCUCUCAGUUAGGGUACUUGUCCGGGACUGCAGUCAAAACUUAUGCUACUCCAGGAUUUCCAAUUAUACAAGGAUCUGUCAACUGCGAAGGUGAUGAAGCAGAGAUAAAGGACUGUACCCGUGGAUCAUUUACUGACAAUCCCGGUUGUUACGACACGGACACAGUAGCCGGUGUGAUUUGUUACAACAAUCCUGGAUUGACCUUUGAAACGAAUGACUUAGAUGAAGAAACGGGUCGAAUGACAACGGGUGUGGCGAUCAAAGCAAAUGGCCAGAAACUAUUUGUUUCCCAAGUAAAAUUUACAAAUACUGACGCGGCUGUUUACUGUUAUACGACAGACUACGCUGGUGGUGAGACUUACCAUGCCGGAUCCGGCUCAUACGGUGUCACGGACUUGAGCUGUGAUGGAACAGAAGAAUCUAUCUUGAAGUGCCCAGCCACGUGGGACCCUCAGAAAACCAGUGGUAAACUAGCAGAUCUUGCUGGAGUCACGUGCUAUCCUGCUGUGAGAUUAGUUGGGGGUGACCCUACAUAUUACGGUGUUUUGUUUACAGCAAAAGGUGUAAAUAAUGGACCGGUGUGUUCUAAAGGCUUUGAUAAGGUCGAUGCAGGUGUUGCAUGUUCAAGCCGCCUCGGUUACGAUUCUGGAGUGGUUCUCUGCUGUGCUCCGUUUGGGGAUAUAGAUGAAAAGCCAGUCAUGACAAACGUUAGGUGUACUGGAGAUGAACAACGGUUAACAGAGUGUAUGCAUGAUGAUGUUGGUAACGAAGACUGUUCGAGAGAUUAUGUUGCUAUAGCGUGCAUCACUGGACCUACAGAGUAUAAGCUGAGUUUACCGUCCACAGCUACUAGUUCCUAUGCCGGUAAUCUUGUUUUAACAUACAUGGGUAUUGAUGGGAGUAUUUGCUUGGAUGGAUGGGACGAUAAUGAUGCUCAUGUUGCUUGUAGAGAAUUAGGAUACCAAACGGGCAUGGCGUACAAUGCCGCAAAGUCUGUUUCUGGGCCAUUUUGGACAUCACAAGUAAAUUGCAACGGAGACGAAACUAAAUUAUCACAAUGCAAGUUCACUCCAUUUGGUGAGGUGACAGGUUGUAGCAGUUUGCAAGGGCAUGCUGGAGUUAUCUGUUUUGACAAUGAAGGAGUAUUUUCCCGUCUCUUUGGGUCAGGGGAGGAACGCUACGGCCGCGUGGAGCUUUCUGUUGCUGGAGAAUGGCGCACGAUUUGUAACACGCAUUGGGAUAACAAUGACGCCAAUGUGUUAUGCAAAAUGCUCGACUUUAGAGCCGGGGAAGCAUUUCAGGAGAACUACAAUGAGACAGCAGAAGGUCCAGUUUGGGACAUAAACUUUAUGUGUGGUGGAACAGAGACCGCUCUGACGACGUGCUUCUCUUCUGGAUGGAAAUCAGCGACUUCGGAAACAUGUGCAAGGCAUGAAAAUGAUGCUGGGGCAUUUUGUUAUACAUCUGUUAAACUGUCCACUGGUGUUGGACGCAGAACAGAUCAAGGCGGUGUGCUUUUUAACAAAGAAGACACCUGGUAUACACUGUGUGGAAAUAAUUUCACAGACAUUUCUGCGAAGGUUGUGUGUAAAGAACUAGGCUUUGAGGAUGGUUUAAGUCGAUGCUGCUCUCCAUUCGGAGACAUUCGUCAAUAUCCUCGUCUCAAAACCUACAAGGUGAUGUGUACUGGAGAUGAGACGGAUGUUACAGAUUGUCUUGUCGAAGAGGAAUGUACAGGGGAAGAUUAUGCAUCUGUUGUUUGUUAUGGGUUUUCUCUUACCACAUCAGGGCCAGUUACAAAAACAACAAAGACACCAGAGGAAGGCUUUGAUCCAUUACCUGUUAUAAUAGCAGUUGUUUUAUUCGUUUGUCUUGUUGUGAUUUUUAUUGUCGUCAUUUAUUGCCUGCGAAAACGGAGGAAAAAGCAAAAGAUGGAUGCAAGCAAAGAACAUUUUGAUAACACGAUAAUCAGAGAGGAUACUGAUGGGAGUUUCCAAUUUGAAAACAGACUUCAUAAUCCGGUUCCGACGCCUGAAACUUCCCGCGUGGUGUACGGAAGUCGUGAUGGAGAUCAUUUUGCGAAAAUAUCGCCAACUUACAGAAAUCCAGGUUAUGAAACGUCCUUUGAUGUUGCUUCCAGGCACGAGCCUGUCUCCUCCGUUGGGUCUUCAGAACAAAAUAAACCUGUUUCUGAUAGUAAUACGCACGUUUAUGAUUACCCAAUAGCUCACAGUAGCACAAAAGACCCUCAUUUAUACCUCAGUUUAAAAAGGGAAGGCGAAACGUCCCAGUAUUCGCAGCCACGGGGUUCAAACAUUGAUCAUUCCAAUACCUCUGACAUGUCUGACAGUACGAACAGUCAUAUAGCACUAGCGAAUCAGGAUGAGGUGGCAUCUCCAACAGAUGAUAAAGUUGAACCUCAUUUCCUUCAAGUUGCAGAUGUCAGUGUGGAUCCAAAAACAAAUCCGGAUAAUUAGAUGCUCAAUACUACAUGUAUAUGUUCCUUGUAUAGCUACAUUCUGUAUACAUAUACAAAUAAUAAAUCUCUAUAUUAAAAAACUUUAACAUUAAUGUAUUGUAAAAUUUUGAAAUUACAAAUGGCUAAAGAAUUUCCUUUUUAGAAGAGUUACUAUGAAUGUUUAUUAUUGGCGACAUGAAUGUAAUUUGUGUCGGCAUUUAUUUGAAAAUUUGAUUUAUUUGUGUAAAGCUGGUUAAUAUUAAGUUGUUGCGUGACUGUAUCGGCGGUGAAUAAUAAAACAUGUUUUAUUUGUGGUGCUUGAUUGAUUUCAAAUGACUGGGGUUUUCAAAGUACAUGUGUAUAUAACUUGAAGAUUACAUGAUAACAGCCAUAAUUAUAAUCACAUCUGCGAAUGUGUCAAAGUUCAAAUUUUUACCAGUUCAUGUUAAAUGUUGAAUAGUGUUUAAGCCGAUGCUAAAGGACUAGGGUAGUAGCUUGCAAUUACCACUACCAUCCGUGAACAGGCUCUCAAUCAAUCCGACCCUGCAGCAAUUUCAAUUUUGCCUUGUUGGACUUUCUUUAGAUAUUCUGUUUUUCUCUAUUUUAUUGAAGUGUAAAGAUGGUUAAUUUUAGCUUCCUUAUGUUUAUAUUUAGUUUUUUGCAACAUCGUUAAAUUAUGAUAUAUAGUAAAAUUAUAUUAUAGGAUGAUAUAUGUUUAAAAAGUAAUACUAGUAUAUACACUCUGAAGUUUUAAUGAUUUGUAGCUAUUGGACUACUUACGAUAAAUUCGUACAAUGGUUAUUGUUAACAUUUUGUUUCACUUAUCAUCUAUAAGAAUAUUUUUAAAUCUUAAAAAUGCAUGCAAUCACAUAUCUCUUUUAAUUGUAGAAUAGUCACAGAUUCAUACCUAACAUUGUACCAUUUUCUCAUGAAUUUAUGACUGUCCUUUCACUCUAUGCAAUAAAUUCUUUUAUUAUAAAUAAAAGUAUACACUAUG
Molecule: messenger RNA, 3588 nt
Organism: Ruditapes philippinarum (Manila clam)
Lineage: Eukaryota; Metazoa; Mollusca; Bivalvia; Venerida; Veneridae
Product: scavenger receptor cysteine-rich domain superfamily protein-like
Exons: 11
Coding region: 1-2610 (869 amino acids)
Cellular component (GO): membrane
Source: RefSeq, a predicted model, not a curated record